AUGAGACACUUACUGAACAUUAACCAUUUGGCAUUAUAUGCCCUUUAUAUACCAACACUACUGUGUGCUGUAUUGCCAUUUGAACCAAUUCAAAAGUUCAUGUCUUCUGAGCAGCAGGCUGUGAAGAAAUAUAGGGAUUUACAGAUAGGCGAGCUAAACUUUAUCCAUACAACAGACACACAUGGAUGGUUGGGUUCUCAUUUGAACGAAGAGAAUUAUGAUGCCACUUGGGGAGAUCUCAUUUCCUUUGUUGACAAGCUAAGACAAAACGUGAUAAAGGAAAAUGAUCUUUUACUCAUUGAUACAGGCGAUAAGCAUGAUGGAAACGGGCUCAGUGAUGCUACCAUACCAAACGGAUUGAAUUCCACGCAAAUAUUCAAUGAAAUGAACUAUGAUUUAUUGACACUAGGGAAUCACGAACUUUAUGUUGAGGAUAACACAGUCUUGGAAUUUUAUGAGACAGCUUCUAAUCCCAAAUUCAAAGGCAAAUAUGUUUCUAGUAAUGUUGAGUUUAUUAAAGAAGAUGGAUCAAAAGUGCCAUUUGGUUCAAAAUAUCGUUAUUUUACUACAAAGAACAAAGGUCUUAGAAUUUUAGCCUUCUCCUUCCUAUUUAACUUUGAAAGGGCUAACCAAAGGGCGACAGUAACCCCCGUCGCAAACGCCUUGAAACAAGAAUGGUUCAAAGAAGUCACAAAAAUUUAUUCUAGAGAUGACGUAGAUGUUAUUAUUGUGUUUGGUCAUUUACCGGUUUCCGACCCCGAAAAUCGCGAGAUCAAUCACUUACAUUCGAAGCUAAGACACAACUAUCCUAACACAUUUAUUCACUAUUUUGGUGGCCACACUCAUAUCAGAGAUUUCGUUUCUUUAGACAACAAAGCAUAUGGGAUCCAAAGUGGGAGAUUCUGUGAAACUGUUGGAUUCUCUUCCGUUGAUGAUGUAAAAAAAGAAUCACCAGUUGUAUCAAGGAGAUACAUAGACUUUAAUCUAGAUUCAUUUAUGCACCAUGCAAAGGUAAAAAACAUUGAUGACUUUGAUACAGAACUUGGGUUGGCUGUAAACGAACAUAUAAAGCAGCUAAGGGAAGAUCUAAAUUUGACUACUGUAUUUGGAUAUGUCCCCUCAACUUAUUACAUGUACAAUAAACCACUCUCAUCGCCUCACAAUAUUUAUAAUCUUCUGACUACAAAAGUUUUACCAAGGUUGGUCUCGGACAGGUCCGAUGUUAUCGCAGAAUCAGGUGGAAGAAUAAUAAUGAUAAAUUCGGGCUCCAUAAGAUUCGAUUUACACGAAGGCCCCUUCACUACAGAUACCGAAUAUACCAUUUCCCCCUUUUCCAAUACAUGGAAUUAUAUAAAACUACCAUUAGAACUUGCAAUGCAAAUCGAAUCAUAUCUUAACGGAAUGGGUCCAAUUCUUACGUUGAAUGUGCCAGGAGAAAAUCGUCGCCAUUGUCCAUUUGUUAAUGAUAAAUCGCUACCUAAGGGUUACACAACAUCGGAUGAUUUGGGAUGCGAAGGAGAUGAUACACUCCAUCGCAGUGAACAUGAAUACAGAAUUCCUAAUGUCGUGCAAUCAAUCGAUAUUGUAAAUGAAGAUGCUGAAACUAUAGACUUUGUUUAUUAUAGUUUUAUUCAACCGUACGUGCUUGAGGCCUUAAACGAUUUGAAUGAAGAUCAAAAUAUAGUGGAUCAUGAAUUCAGCGAACAGGAUUGUAAGAUAUAUGGCGGAGCAUCGACAAAGGAUUUACUUCGUGAAUACAUCAUAUCGCUUGGCGACAAAAGCGGGAAUAGUAUCAAUACCUAA
This is a messenger RNA of Kluyveromyces marxianus DMKU3-1042, 1803 nucleotides long. It is a transcript of the gene SMN1, whose product is annotated as Smn1p. Gene Ontology annotation, biological process: nucleotide catabolic process. Gene Ontology annotation, molecular function: hydrolase activity. The transcript has a single exon. Bases 1 to 1803 code for a protein of 600 amino acids. Gene Ontology annotation, cellular component: cytosol. NCBI's taxonomy places the organism in Eukaryota, Fungi, Ascomycota, Saccharomycetes, Saccharomycetales, Saccharomycetaceae. The record is from RefSeq and is a predicted model, not a curated record.